This is a messenger RNA of Closterium sp. NIES-65, 879 nucleotides long. NCBI's taxonomy places the organism in Eukaryota, Viridiplantae, Streptophyta, Zygnematophyceae, Desmidiales, Closteriaceae. The record is from the annotation of a GenBank genome assembly.
AUGGCGCUGAGAGGGCAUUGCUCGCCGCAGUGCCCUCUCCCUCCUCUCCCGCCUUCCUCGUCGCAGUCUCUCUUCCCCACCACCGCACUGCAUGUGUGCGCGCGCGCGCCCUCCAAUGCUCUAUGGCCAGCCUUCUCUCCGACUCGUCUCGUCUCCCUUCGCCCUCAUCAAUUGCCGUGUCCCUGCCGCCUCGCCGUCGCACCCACACUGCCUAUUCGUCCGCCUGGCGGCGCGCCCUUUCUCCGACUGCUGUGUAUCCCCGCGCGCCCCACCACGGGGACCUUUCGUGCACCCCGCGCGUCUGCAUCUGACCCGCGCGGCGGGGUGCCAGCGGAGUGGGCGGAAGGGCUUGCCGCUGCGGGCACGACGCUGUACGACGUGCUGGGAUUGGCGCGGCGCGACGCGUCCAUGCACGACAUCAAGGUGGCGUACCGGCGCGAGGCGCGGCGCUACCACCCUGACAGUCGCGCGGCGGGGCUGAGCGAGGCGGAGAGCACGCGGCGGUUCAUCGCCGUGCAGCGCGCGUACGACGUGCUGUCGAACCCGCAGCAGCGCGCGCGGUACGACUGGGAGCUGCUGCACCCGCUGGUGGCGGGCGCACGGCAUGGGGCCUUGGGCAUGAGGACGGCGACGCGGUGGCGGCACGGGAUGCGGCGGCCGUGGAUGGGGCAGGCGAUGUGGGACGGCGUGGAGGAGCAGCUGGAGGUGAAGGCGGCGUGGCGGCAGCAGUGGCACUCACAGCUGGCAGGGCUCAGACACUCCCGCACACAGCGCUGGCAGGCGCGCAGUGAGGGGGGCGAGUCGUGGGGUGCAGCAAGGAGGCGAGAGCAGCAGGUGGAGGGCGUGGCAAUGCCCAGCGAGGUGUCUGCCAACAGCUGA